Molecule: messenger RNA, 130 nt
Organism: Racocetra persica
Lineage: Eukaryota; Fungi; Glomeromycota; Glomeromycetes; Diversisporales; Gigasporaceae
Source: the annotation of a GenBank genome assembly
GCAAAGUUUGCUAACUCACUUUGCUUUUUGUUACUGGGUUAAAAAAAAGAAUAGUAAUUGGACCCAGAUAGCACCUACUGGGUCACUUGCGGGUAGACAGGUAACCUGGGUAGAAACGGGUAGAUCACCU